GGGGCCCGUUUCAGAAAGCAGGUUUAGUGAAAACUCUGAGUUAGUUAACCCUGAGAUGAGGGAAACUCUGGUUUUUCAGUUUCACAAAGCCAGUUCAGCUUUACUCUGACUCAGUUACCCUGGCAACAUACUCCGUGAACCUAACCUGCUCGCUGGCAGGUUUUCUUCAACUAACCCCGAGUUUCUCCUGCUCUUAAGUUAAAGCCUGCAGACUGAAGGCAGUGGCAGACAUGGCGUGUCCUUUUAUUGAAGAGCCAGUUGAUGUCGAGGCGCAGAUACUUGGAUGUUUUAAUUCCCUGAUGAGUAGCUACCUGUUUGAGCGUUUCCGUUUCUCUGCAUCAUCAAUAAUUUAUAUAAACAAUAUUCUCAGCCCUCACAUCACUCGCAUGACACAUCGUGGACCCGCCAGUUCCGAGCAAAUUCUUUGUAUUGCACUUCGUUUUUUUGCCAACGGCAGUUUUUUGUAUAACGUCGGUGAUGCAGAGCAUGUGUCCAAGGAAACUGUCUGUCGGGCUGUCCGAAAUGUGACACUUGCACUGAAACAGCUACUAUGCACGUUUGUAGUGUUCCCAAGUCACAGACCCACCAGACUUCUCAAAGAAGAGUUCCACAGAAUUGCAGGGUUUCCAGGUGUGAUUGGCUGCAUAGAUGGCACUCACAUUCCUAUCAUAGCUCCUUCAAUAAAUGAAGGAGAUUAUGUGAAUAGGAAAUCUGUCCACAGCAUUAAUGUACAGAUCAUAUGUGACGCAGCCCACAUGAUAAAUAAUGUGGAAGCGAAGUGGCCUGGGUCUGUGUAUGACUCACAAAUGUUUCGUGAGUCUACACUGAAUGCCAGAUUUGCCCGUGGUGAGUUUAUAUAUAUAUAGUUUAUAUAUCCAGUAUAUAGUUAUAUCCUAUGAUCAAUAUUUUGUUUCCUCCUAUUACAACUGAAACAAUAAAGUGUAUCUUGUA
This is a messenger RNA of Gadus macrocephalus (Pacific cod), 951 nucleotides long. Its product is annotated as putative nuclease HARBI1. The record is from RefSeq and is a predicted model, not a curated record. Lineage: Eukaryota; Metazoa; Chordata; Actinopteri; Gadiformes; Gadidae.